Agrilus planipennis (emerald ash borer) is the source of this 869-nucleotide messenger RNA. RefSeq names its product polycomb group RING finger protein 3 (gene l(3)73Ah). Gene Ontology annotation, cellular component: PRC1 complex. Lineage: Eukaryota; Metazoa; Arthropoda; Insecta; Coleoptera; Buprestidae. The transcript is spliced from 4 exons. The record is from RefSeq and is a predicted model, not a curated record. Gene Ontology annotation, biological process: regulation of transcription by RNA polymerase II. Bases 148 to 828 code for a protein of 226 amino acids.
AUUUUUGCUCUUUUACAACACCAGCAAACAGUGCCACUGUAAUAGCUGAUAACUGCCGUCUGACAUUUCUGUCAAACACGUUUGAAGCAUUUUCGGGUAACAAUUAUUUAGGGUUAGAAUGAAUGUUAUUAUGUUUUAUUUACAAUUAUGACAAUGGAAAGAAGAAUAAAGCUAAAAACUUUAAACAGUCACAUUACAUGUAAAAUAUGUAGAGGUUAUUUGAUAGAUGCAACAACCGUAACAGAGUGUUUACAUACAUUUUGUAAAAGCUGUCUUGUCAAACAUCUAGAAGAGAACAAUACAUGUCCAACAUGCAAUAUAGUUAUUCAUCAGUCACAUCCAUUACAGUACAUAAGCUUUGACCGUACAAUGCAGGAUAUAGUAUAUAAGUUAGUUCCUGAUCUUCAAAAAAAUGAAAUUAAUAGAGAACGAGAAUUUUAUAGACUACGUGGACUACAAUGCCCCAAAGAUAUACCACCAAAUCCUGGUGAAUUAGAUGAAGACAAGAAUACAAGUGAAGCUCAUGCAGAGUCUGACUAUCAUAGACAAGAUGAGCAAGUAAAUGUUUGCUUAGAAUGUGUUAGUUCAAAUCUUAAAACACUUAAAAGACGCUUUAUACGCUGUUCUGCCCAAGCAACUAUUCUUCACCUGAAAAAGUUUGUAGCCAAGAAAGUGCUUAAUGGAAUGGAAAAAUAUCGUGACAUUGAUAUACUGUGCAAUGAUGAACUAUUAGGUAAAGAUCAUACCUUAAAAUUUGUGUACGUAACAAGAUGGAGGUUUCAAAACCCACCCCUUAUUUUGCAAUAUCGUCCUCGAAUAGAUAUUUAAUAGUUAAUUUAUAUUUUUUUAAAUAUUGCUGCAAGAUGACC